Messenger RNA from Daldinia loculata, 2269 nucleotides. RefSeq lists its product as uncharacterized. The record is from RefSeq and is a predicted model, not a curated record. The transcript has 3 exons. Bases 691 to 1821 code for a protein of 376 amino acids. Lineage: Eukaryota; Fungi; Ascomycota; Sordariomycetes; Xylariales; Hypoxylaceae.
UUUUUUUUUUUUGUUCCCGUCAUGUAUGUAGGUUAGGUAUGUACAUUAGACCUAAACAUCUUACAAUUGUUCUCUGCAGAUAUCUCAUACGUACAUAAUAAUCCAAGCCUCCCCUGCGUCACAUUGCACAUACGACACAUUUUAAAUUUUUUCUCCUCUCACUAUCUGUUCUCGACAAGUUGGGGUUGCACUAGAUAUCAAAGUAUCGAAGCAGUAAAAGGUAAUCUUGAUUCCUUCUGCCUUCUGCGGCCUAUUAGCUCUGUUCCGUCUAUAUAGGGCUGGUCUGCUCGCUUGGACUGGAUCCGCCCUCACCCCCCCCUAAACCGCGAAAUGAACCAAUAUUACUAGCUUCGGGCAGCUGACACAACCUUCGACGGAGUUGGACGGAUAGCCCCUUGCUCCACCUUGACAAUACAGACAGGCAUUCCCUUGGGUCUUUAGUACAUAACCGCAGUGUCGGUGCUUUGUAGCUUGUUCGAGUUCAGCUCUUGAAGUCUCCAAGACCGGGAACUUUUUCCCAACAAUAGCCUUGUCCGUCAUUUUACCUCUUCACGAUCGCGGCCCCCCGGAAGGAAAAAAAAAAAAAGGUCUUCUGUAGCCCCGCGCCUGUGUUGCGCCUCGAAUCCGUUCUCCCCGUUUCCUUCUUCCCUCUAAUACACCGCAACCUAUCGGGUUGCAAUAGCGCACACAAUGGCCACAGAGAAGCCGUCGGUACUCAUCAUCGGCGGGCUUGGUUAUAUCGGACGGUUCCUGGCCCGGUACAUACACGAGAACGAUCUCGCAUCCGAAUUUCGCUUAGUAGAUAAGGUAUUACCGCAACUCGCCUGGCUUGCGCCUGAGUUCGAGACUGCGUGCUCCUCAGACAAAUUCAUACAAGCAGACGCAAGUAAAGAACAAGCUUUGGCACGGAUAUUUGACCGGCCCGAUGGCAAACAAUGGGAUUAUGUUUUCAACUGCGGCGGCGAGACGAGAUAUUCCCAGGAAGAUGAAGUAUACAAAGUGCGGUCUCUAGGUCUGUCGUUAGCAGUUGGUAAAGAGGCGGCGAAGAGACGAGUGAAGUGCUUCGUAGAAUUGAGCACGGGUAUGGUAUACAAGGCGAAUUCGGCGCCGAGUAAAGAGACGGACAAGCUCAAGCCUUGGAGCAAGAUUGCCGUAUUCAAACUUCAGGCGGAGGAGGAGCUGGCCAAGAUUGAAGGCUUAAAUCUCGUUAUCGUACGCUUACCCCAUGUUUACGGCCCGUAUGCAUCUCAAUGGGUGGCGACGGCAUUGUGCAUGGCGCGCGUCUACCAAGCGAUGGGCGAGGACAUGAAAUUCCUAUGGACCAAGGACCUGUACACAAACACGGCACAUAUUGACGAUGUUACACGGGCUCUAUGGUCGGUUGCCGCCUGGUACGACGCUGGCAAGGCCAAUUGGGACGAGAAGAGCAUGGGCCCGACGCCGACGUUCAAUGUGGUAGACAAAGGAACGACAAAUCAGGGUACGAUCGCCGAGAUCAUUGGCCAAGUGUUCGGUAUCGAGACCGGAUUCCAAGGCCAGCUUCUAAGUAACCUCGCCCGUCUCAACAUGGACAGUGUUGUGGAUGAUGUCAACGACGAUGUUCUGGGACCUUGGGCAGACCUUCUCACCGAUGCUGGAAUAACGAGGCCGGGUCCGCUGACUCCCUUUAUGGAAAAGGAGCUGCUGAAGGAUACGGACCUCAGCAUGGACGGUAGCCGACUGGAGGCUGUAGUUGGAUUCCAGUACCAAAAACCAGUUAUCACGAAGGAGCUGGUGGAGGAAGUGAUUGAGAGCUACAAGAGGAUGAAGUGGUGGCCGUGAUUUGAGCAGCCCUAACAAGAGAAGCUCGAGAAAUAUAACCUUACAUACCCCCCCAAGACAUUAUUCACUCGCCUUUAAAAGGCGAGCAUGUAUAAGCAGCCGAACGGCUAUGGCGAUCCCAAAUCCUUCCAAGCCUGGGAAGGGGAAAAUCUGGUUGCCAGUGAUGACUCCAUGAUAACGGGUCGACGACGGAUUUGGAAUUGCAGGCGAUGGUAGGCUGUCGUCUCAAAAUAACUUCUUUUUUUUUUCGGUGUACAGGAGCAGAAGACAGGCGACACAAUUGUAUUGUAUGAGUAGGAUAUCCCCCUUUUUUUUUUCCCUCGUUCCCUUUCAUCAACAAAUCAUGUCCGUGUAUAAAAAUCCUAGGCGUAUGGGGGUUUCACCGUACUUAGAGCCGGGACAUAAUUCAUUCUAAUAAGAACUCAUUAGAGGCUUAGUUCUAAGCAAU